GCUCCCGGUCCCCAGCCGCGAACUCGGCCCGCAGGGAGCCGGGAUGCCCUGGGCUCGCCACACGGGCGCUGCUCUGGGUCCUAGCCCCUCCCCCGUCCCAAGCGGAGCUGGUGCCCCCGCCUCGAGGUCUCACUGCGGGCUCGUUCAUGGCCUCUGCUGCUGGCGAGGCGCCGCCGGGGCCCUGCCGCGGGGAGAUCGGGCUGCAGUUCUGGGUGGAAGCCUUGCAGCUGGCUCCCGGCUUGCUGGCUCCCGCUGUGCUGCUGGGGGUCGCCUUGGGCGUCGGCGCCGCGCUCCUGCUGUGUUUCUAUGUGAUCGGGCCUCUUCUGCAAAACAAGAAAGAUGAUUCUCAAAGGCUUCUGGAAAGCUUUCACUUGGAUGUACACGGACAUCUUGAUGAAAAUGUACCCUUACCCAGAAAGGAGAAAACUGAAACUCAGCUGUCAGAGGAGGAAAUGGUGCUGGAAGGAAAUGAGUCUUCUUUGAACAGUAACAUCACAGCAUUUGCACUAAAAGCAAAAGUCGUCUAUCCAAUCAAUCAAAAAUUUAGGCCCCUGGCAGAUGGAUCAUCCAAUCCAUCUUUGCAUGAGAAUCCAAAGCAGGCUGUUCUGCCUAAUCAGAUAAUGGAAACUUCUACUUCAAGCAGCCUUGGAUCCCUGAGUCAUGAAGACAAGGAGGACUGUAGUUCAUCUACAACAAUACAUUCUGCAACUAGUGAUGACAGAUUUCAGGACCGAGCCUUCCUGAAGGUGACCUGCUUCCCUGAAGUUCUGACUUGUGAGAGUUUUGAUGUUAAACUGUGCCUGUAUAGUCUUCUUUUGAAAGAAUUGCUGCUGCUUGAUACUGAACUAAGAAGGGAAAAACAGCUGAUAUUUAUUCAGGUUCUCAGAACAUACCUCUCUGAUUUUUACCUUAAAAAGAGGAUUACUGAAGAUUUGUACCAGAAGAUCAUUUUGACGCAAGAAACUGAUUUGGAAGAGUUACAGAAACAACUUACCUCCAGACUACUGAGUACUGAAAUGUCGGGCGCUCGUAAUUCAGAGUACCAGACCUUAGAAGACUUAGAAAGGAAAGAGAGGGAAUAUUCUGAACAUAUCAUAGAUAAUAUGGAAGCUUUCUGGAAGCAGGCAGACAAAGCCGAGCAGUUUCUCCUGAACCAAUCAAAUUGCUCAAGUGCCAAAAGAAUAAAGAUGAUGAUGUAUCUGACUGAGAGAAUGAUUGCAGUAGAAGGGUUAUUAAGCCAGUCUCAGGAUUUGCAAGCAAUGAUUUAUUUUCAUUCCUUAAAGAGCCAAGAAGCACUGGAUGGAAAAUGUGGACAGCUUUGCUUAACCCGUGCCAUGGUCCAAGACGUUCAGGAAAGAAUAUUUAAUUGGGAGCUAAUGGUGAAAAUGAUCAAUUUUUUUAAGACAAAGAUACAAGAAGAAAGUAAAUGUAGACUAGAUGCUGUAGCUGGCAUAUUGGACCAGUUAACGAUAAAGAGCAACCUCUCUCUUUCGCAGAAGGAAGAGCUUUUAACAGGCCUGCACAAGGCCUUCUUGGAGCAAGUAGCACAUUGCAAUAAUGAAUGUGUCCAACAAGGUAAAGACCUAAUCGUGAAACUCCUGGCAUGUCGUACAAGGAAGAUAAGAGAGAUCAAACAAGCUCAGAAGGAUGAACAAGGGGAUCUACUCAGUAAAACUCAGAAAAUAGGGGAACUUGAUGAGUUUCUGAAGGCCUGCCAUGAAAUGUUAGAGAAGCAGAGACAGACACUGCAUGAUCUGGAAGAAGAGGAUGACUGCCAAAGCACUGAGGCCAUUGCAGAACUCCAUCAGGAACUGUGUUCUGGAACUUCCCAUGCUUUAGAUGAGUUGGUGCAAGAGUUAUUUCUUCAGACUCUUCCUACCAAGACUGGUCUGUCUUUAAGAGAAUGUGAACUUCUAAAAGAAGAAUGUCAGGAGAAUUUGAUCCUUCAAUUAGAGAAAUGGGACAGCUGUAGACAAAAGCAGUGGAAGCUCUUCCAAGAACAACUGCAACAAGAAAAACAGCUGUGGACCAAGGAGUAUGCUCUGUCUGCUGUGAUGCAAAAACACCUGUCUGAGAAACAUGAGAAGAUUAUACAAGGUGUUUUAAUCCGAUUAGGUGGCCUCAGUGAGGAGUCUGCUAAAUACAUAUUACGGAAGCACAGACUCUUGCUGUGUUCAGUUCUCAGAAGGUUAGCAGUCCGAAAUGUUGCUAUGGCUACUCUGACUCACAUGAAAGUGUCCCAGAAGAAAAGCUUGCUUCAGGAGCUAAGAGAACAACACACUCUGCAAAAGAGUUCCUCACACUGUCAAGAUGAACACCAGUGGCAACUACAGAACGCAAUGGAAUCUCACAUUCUGGAAGAAGAGGAGAAGCUGGAGGAGGAAACUCAACAAACACGUUUGGAAUUUCAUCAGCAGUUAGUUGCAGAAAUCCAAGAAGCUCUUCAGCUUGUGCAGCAGCACAUGGAACAAGUGAUUGGGCAGGCCUUGCUCCAGCAUGCCCGGCAAGAAGCUGCUAAGCAAAGCUCUGACGAUGAAGAGGACUUCAAGGAGAGACUGAUAGAAGCAGCUGUAGAGAGCGUAUAUGUGACCAGCAAUGGUGUCAAUAGACUGGUGCAACGCUACUACCAGCAAAUAGAAAAAAUCAUGGACGGGCAUGAAAACAGAAAACUUCAACAGCUGAAAUCCUUUCAGGCAGAAAGGACUGAAAAUAACAGACUCAGAAAAAAACAAGAAGAAAAUGAACAAACAUUGAAAGAAAAAAUGAAUCAAGGCACCCUGAACACGUCAUCUGCAGUCCAUCAAAGGAUGUUGUUACAACAACAAAAAUUCUUGGCUCAGUUUGAUGUGCAGCAGCAGGUUCGUCUGGACUCCCUAAAACAGAAGAUACUGGUAUUGCAUCAUCUAGAAACACAACUUGAAAAUCAGCUAAAGCAAGCAGAACAAGAUUUCAUCACUGAGCUAGCUGCAUUGGCCCGAGUUCCCCUCACAGUGCGCAAGCAGCCUUUAAAUAGGAGCGUACAAUCAGGAAAAAGCCAAAAAACAAAAAGGAGGAACUCCCAUUCCUGGGGAAAAGAGGAUUCUGGUGACUUCAAUGAAAAAUGACCAGAUGCCCCAGGAACACACUUCUGGAUCAGUCAGAAACAAAUUGCAGAGGCAGCAAGAAACUGAAAUUGAUCAACGGAAGAAUUCAAAGAUGCAGAAGAAGAGGUGCAACAGAAAACAGUUCUCUGAAUUGUCUGUCAGCCUUAAUGUUGAGUCCCAAAGCAUUUUUCUGGACAAACUAAACUACUGUAAAUAUUUACUGAGCAGGAUCAUUGGGGAACAAAUAAGAACCUCAUUCAAAACUAAGAAGCCUUAUUCCACAACUGUGAAGCAGUAUAAACAAAACUCAACCACAUGGAGAUAUAGCAUGUAUCCAUCUUCCUUACGCCGAUAAUGAAACAUUCCCACUUGGUUCUGUACAAAAGACCAGGAAGCCAGCUCUGUCCGCCAGCUAGAGCUCUGAGAACAGUUUCCUUUUUGUGAAAAGUAGCUGGAUUUACAGAAAGUUCCCAGCUCACUGAAAUCAAGAAAAAAAAAUAAGGGGGUGAGGAGACAACACCUCCAAAAGAAGAGCCUAUUAGAGCAGAGGGUGGAGAGGAAGGAAGAAUAUUCUGACCCUUUGGCCAGCCAGGAUCCAGGAAUUAGAGUUCCAGAUUGGCAUAAAAACUUUGCAUGGCAAUGGAUCUCUCAGAAAUCAGUGCCUUUAGGUUGAAUAAAGAUCUGAGUGUGGCCUCAAGCAAAUUCAAGCCCAUCAUGUUGGGCAGUGGUACAAGAGGGGGCCUCUUUCUGGCAGGGUGGGGAUGGGAAAUGAAGCCUGGAGAGAAUAGACGGUAGAUCUGAAAGGUCAAACUACAAAGUAAACAAAAAUCAUUUGUAAGUACUGACUGAUAAUAAGCAGUAUUAGUUAACAGUAGACAGCAUUAAAAAUGAGGAGGAAACACAGCAAGGCCCUCAUUGCAAAAGUACUGUCCACUGCAGUUGCCAUUGAAUUCUUCUGAAAAACCAGGCAAACAUUUUCAAAAGAGAAUGCAGAAGCAGUGCACAUUCACGACUCCAGCUGAAGUCAGACUCAGCACCUCUGAAAAGCAGAUGGAGACAAUUGAAAACCUGACAAGUGUUUGAAUAUGAGAUGCUAGAGGAAACUUAAAUCUAGGGGAAACCUGUGACAAAGCGACUUGUUCCCACAGAAACUGAAGCAACUGACGCUGUCACUAGAGAGGGCUCUGUUUGAGCAAUAAUAGUACACAGCAUUCAAAACUACAGGUAUUUAAGCCCAUGGUUACUCAGGCGAGAUGACUGUUCAUUAGGGCAGCAGAGCCCAACCUCUCUCAUUGUAAGAAACAGAGCGGACACUGAUGACAAACGUUUCCUUUUACAUUUCCUCCCACAGUCCUUUCCUCAUCCUGGGGUACUGCAUUUAUUUAGCAGAACCUCAGGCUCUCAUAGGCCCUUUCCAUCUAUCAUCUCAGGUCAGAAGCAUCUUUCUGAGUCAUUAAACAGCAAGAAAAAAAAAGCAAACAGUCUAAACCAUCACUAAAUCCCCCUCCUCAGUUCUGUCUUCCAUAGUCCCUGUACAGGCCUUCUGGCAUAUUCUGCUGAUCUCGCUAGGGCCUUUCCUAGCAAAGGCCAGAAGGUUAUACACUUCCUGAUGUGUAGGGCUAAUUAACAAGGGCCAUCUCCUAAAUGUUUAACCCCUGCUGGUCCUGGAUACCACCCUGUAGUGUGUAGAGAAGGGUAGUACGUUUUAUUUCCGGGGACCAAAUUAUGGUGCUUUCACCAUGGCUGGUUUCUCCCCCUGAACGCCGAAAAGAGCCAUCACAGUAGCCUUUUUCAAAGACGAGGCCAGUAUAGAAGUGUUCAGAAUAGAUAACUAUAAUUAUAGUUACAGGGACAGAGCCUCAGCUAGCGUAAAUCGGUGUGUCACUCCAUCAAAGUCAAUGGAGCUAUGUCACCGUCUGAGGAUCUAGCAUGAUAAUUAGGUAAAGGGUUGAUGCAAUGGCACAAUGUGGACGUUAUUACCGUUAGACAAAGAGUGUUGCUAUUAUUGCAGGUGGCAUUUCCACUUAGCUUCAGUGUAAGCUCUUACCUUGAAUGUCUGGGUUUUAAUCAGUGAUUCUUAUACUGUGGGCCAUGCAGAGCUGGUAGCAUGCAGGCUGCAACCAGGUGGUAGCUAUGCUGAUUAAACUAUACUGAUUAAAAUUACAAUGGUGGCACACCAAGGGCUUAUGGGAGUUUGGAUUUGGUGUGCUAGUGCUUAACAUUGUAGAAUGACUGUUUUAGAUUAACAGAAUCAAUAAAAGUCUAAAAACAUAUUUAAUGGAUAUGAGGUGUCUACCAUAAAUACAAUAGUCUGGGAUUUGAUCUACUUUUUAUUUUAUUUUGAAACAGUGUUUUACGUAUGGCUGUUUUUCUACUUGCACCACAAUUUUGUAGAAAUAUUAUUCUUCAUGGCUAUCUCCAAUUUGUAUGUUAUUAUUAUGGAGAUGAAGCAAGAUGUGGUAUCUGUUACAUUGUCAGCUUUCAGUUUUCUGCAUGCCUUUUUAUUAUAGUUCAUUAUCUUUCUUCUUUUUUAAAAAAAGUUAGUUCCAAGCAGCUAAUUGUUGUUGGCUGCAUACAGUACCUAGAUAAUGUAUUUAACUAUGUUUAUAUCAUAUGAAGCAUGUAUUUAGUUAAGCAAUUGUAAAGUUUUCAUUAAAAGCACCUUUUUUACCUAUUUAAAAUAGAUUUAUAUUUUACUAAUCACAACAUGGUCCAUUGCUCUGUGUAAUAAAGUACAAUAUAGUGUUUGCA
Messenger RNA from Mauremys mutica (yellowpond turtle), 5834 nucleotides. RefSeq names its product EvC ciliary complex subunit 1 (gene EVC). The transcript has 22 exons. The coding region runs from base 147 to 3104 and encodes 985 amino acids. Gene Ontology annotation, biological process: smoothened signaling pathway. NCBI's taxonomy places the organism in Eukaryota, Metazoa, Chordata, Testudines, Geoemydidae. The record is from RefSeq and is a predicted model, not a curated record.